Molecule: messenger RNA, 1254 nt
Organism: Lolium rigidum
Lineage: Eukaryota; Viridiplantae; Streptophyta; Magnoliopsida; Poales; Poaceae
Product: protein CHAPERONE-LIKE PROTEIN OF POR1, chloroplastic-like
Exons: 5
Coding region: 11-817 (268 amino acids)
Cellular component (GO): chloroplast membrane
Source: RefSeq, a predicted model, not a curated record
GGCGUCGGAGAUGCAGGCGACGGCCGCAUCCUUCCUCGCCCGCCCGCUCCCGCGGCCCAAUCGCAUUGGCGGGGGAAGAUAUGGGGUGGCGGCGGUGCGCGGAGGCGUCUCAGCGCUGCCGCCGCGCCUGCGGGUGGUGCGGUGCUCUAUGAGCCUCUCUAUCGGCGCCGGUUCCAGCGACGCCGGAGACAGGGGGUUCAGCUACCAGUAUGCUCCUGUCUUCCGAAGGUACCGUGAGCGGGAUCCCUACAAGCUUCUUGGUGUUGAUCGUGAUGCAUCGGAAGAAGAGAUAAGGAGUGCAAAAAACUUUCUAAUUCAACAGUAUGCUGGGCACGAAGCAAGCGAAGAAGCUAUUGAAGGUGCUUAUGAGAAGAUAAUAAUGAAGAGCUACCAGCAUCGGAAGAAAACAAAAAUUAAUCUUAAGACCAAGCUAUUGAAGCGAGUCGAAGAAUCCCCGUCAUGGGUUAAGGCUUUGCUUGGAUACUUUGAAGUGCCAUCAAUGGAUAUUAUUUCCAAAAGAUUGUUCUUUUUUGCCUUCAUCGCCGGAUGGAGCAUAGCGACUUCUGCUGAGAAUGGACCUGCAUUCCAGCUUGCGAUAUCACUCUUCUCGUGCAUAUACUUCCUUAAUGACAAGAUGAAGAACCUUCUCAGAGCCUCCACCACUGGGUUCGGAGUACUUGUCGGUGGCUGGAUCAUUGGUUCAAUGUUGGUCCCUCUUAUUCCAACAUUUAUCAUCCCACCUACAUGGUCCCUUGAGCUUCUUACCUCGUUGGUUGCAUAUGUUUUCUUGUUCCUGGGGUCCACUUACCUCAAAUGAAACCCCACCAAUCUUGUAACCUGGAACUGUAGAAUCGUUGGGAAAUUUUGGCAGUCUCUGAUAUCAUCUACUCUUUGUUUCGGGAAUUAGGUGAAUUAACUGACGGUGCUCUUGAAUCCUCUGUUCAGCUCGUAUGCUCUUGCGGUAUAGCUUUUGUACGACGGUUCCCUCUACUCAUUUGGUUAGCUUAUUGUUCACAUGGGUGCUGUUUCAUUUUAGCCCCUGUGCUGCAAGCGAACCAUUCUAUGGAUUGUCUGGAGCUUAGAUACUGGUGCUGUCAGAUUGUUAUUGUAUCCUGGAGUUAGAAUAUCUGCAUGUAUAUGCUGUAGCAAGAUUUUUUGCAUCUAUUUUGUAUGUCUGGUGCAACUUGAAAGAAGCAUCUACUUGUAGCAGGAUUAUCCCCAACAUGUUAUGCACUGAUGAUAUAUUUGCUCCAA